Molecule: messenger RNA, 549 nt
Organism: Equus quagga
Lineage: Eukaryota; Metazoa; Chordata; Mammalia; Perissodactyla; Equidae
Gene: RETNLB
Product: resistin like beta
Exons: 4
Coding region: 89-424 (111 amino acids)
Cellular component (GO): extracellular region
Molecular function (GO): hormone activity
Source: RefSeq, a predicted model, not a curated record
CACCACAGGGUAUAAAACCUCCUUGCUUGACCAGUCUUUGCAGACCUUCUCUGAAACUUUUCAUCCCAGGACACUGCCUUUCUGCAGGAUGAAGGUUACCUCUUGCUUCCUUCUCAUCCUCAUCCUCCUUCUCCAGCUGAUGAUCACAGGAAGUACUGAGUGUUGUUCAAACUCCGUUAUGGAUGGAAAGAUAAAGAAAGCUCUCAUCAGUCUAGGGUUCAAUCCUUCUGCCCUGAAAAAGAAGAUCUCAUGUACCAGUGUCAAGAAUUCAGGCAAACUGUCCUCCUGCCCUGCAGGGACUGUUGUCACCAGCUGUGCUUGUGGCUAUGGUUGUGGUUCUUGGGAUGUUCGGGGGGAAACCACGUGCCACUGCCAGUGCAACCCGGUAGACUGGACCACUGCCCGCUGCUGCCGCCUGACCUGAGAAGGAGGAGGAUGAGAACCCAGUUGUGUGACCACGACUGGUCACACAAUGAAACCAUGACCCCAAACAGGAAACCUGACUCAAACUGUCCUUUUCAUUUGUUACUACCCUGCCUCUUGGAUAAU